UAAGGACUGGACUUUUGCCUCCAGAAGCAUCAAACAAGCAUCUAGGUAUUUCUCUUCCCUAGGUCAAGAGGGCGUGUAUCACGAUGUCAGUUACCCCUCCCCCUGGUCUCAACUAUCUUGCGGCAAUCCAACCUGCACUAAUCGACAUCAUGAUCGGGCAUACUUUUACGGUCAUCCUCGUACCCCUCCUUAUUGCAAUGUUCUACUUCUCGAACGAGCAUUCGCGGAGACAGCCCAUAUUUAUUCUCAACGUUUUGAAUGUGUGCCUCGCAUUUUCUGUCGGCAUAAUGGGAGACAGUAGAGCUGUUAAUACCAUGUUAUCACCGACACAUCCAUACCCUGCUUCCUAUGACAUAAUUAUGGGCACCCUUGGGGCGGUCCAAACCAUAUUUGUUGACACCAUCCUACUCUUUCGCAUUUGUUCCGUUUAUCCGCCGAGAUACCUCGCAUGGCAACGCUUUGUGGCGUUGGUCUCACUUCCUGUACUACUCAAAGUUGCCCGCGUCAUCAAUCUAUCUCUAUUUAUAGCAGCUCUAACAAGAGCGGCCAAAGGACCCAAUGCGGAAGCAGCUUUGGCAGCCUUGUGGGUGACAGCUCCGUACCUCAAGAUUGAGUGGUUCGCGCAGCUGGUGGAUAAUAUAUAUGCAUCCUCUGUAUUCCUCUGGACGCUCUGGUCAAAACGGAAAAACAAGCAUGGUUCCGUCACGGGCAAUGUCAAGCUUUCGUUCAGAAUGAGACUCCAGACGCUAUUUUGGAUCGCACUUUCAAACUUCACCAUUCCAGCGCUCUUUUCGGUCGCUCAGAUCAUUGUCAUUUACCGCGAAGUAGACCCAGUGGUCAUCAAUCAAAUAAUUCUGGCGAAUACGUCAAUUGCAGUUAUCGGCGUCGUUUUCGCAACAGUCUGGGCGGGCUCGGUCAACAGACAGAUCGCCCAAUCGGAUGAUCAACCAGUUGCAGAUGUCGAAAAAUCUGGCGUGAUGCGUUUUGCCACUCGUGGUACCUAUCCGACGCACGACGAAUUACAUAUAACCUAUCAACUUCCGGCAAUAUCUGGUCUUCAAGAUUACAUUUAUGAUGAAUUCGGACAAAGUGACUCGAGAGAAAUGACCCUUCGUUGAAGUGAAAGCAGGCUCGACUCCGAGCUUUAGGUCCUUGUGGUGUGCUUAUCUCCAUCGACGUCCUUCCGAUGAAUGAUUGCGUCAGCCAGUUAGCUGGAUUGUAUGCCAGAGUAGCGAGAAUCUUGCUAUAUAAUUUCAUGAAGCAAUCUGGACAUGCGCUGCAGUCAGUCUGAAUGAUCGAUUACCAUUCCCAUCCGUGGCGAUUGCAUGGAGGUCAUGGAGUUUUCGUUUUCCUUGUGUCACAACCCUGCC
This is a messenger RNA of Suillus subaureus, 1370 nucleotides long. RefSeq lists its product as uncharacterized. Lineage: Eukaryota; Fungi; Basidiomycota; Agaricomycetes; Boletales; Suillaceae. Bases 84 to 1118 code for a protein of 344 amino acids. The transcript is spliced from 5 exons. The record is from RefSeq and is a predicted model, not a curated record.